CUCGACUGGUUGAGGAAUCUGUAAUCUGGGUUGAUUAAACGUAAAAACACCCAGCGCGUUCAUUCCGUUGGUUCCGCUCCAGGGGAAUGGCACUGACAGGAGAGAGUCGUCUGCUAAUCACCGGCUGUGAACAGCUGGUCAUUGUUAAAUGUCAUUAUUUACCGUGAUACGAGAAUUGGGAACUGUCGAUGAAGACAUUUGUUAAUUCUGCGAGCGCCGUCGAGAAUUAACGGUCGAUUUUUAUACAGCUGCAGUCACUGCAUGAUUACCGAGCUUAACACGUGCUCUUUAGAAGGAGCAUAAUGAGUUGCAUUGUCUAUUACUGUACGGUGACUAUUUUAACGUUACUGACAACUUGGUUCCUUUGGCUGAGCCUUGGCAGAAGGAGAAAGAAUGUCUGCGCCGUGGUGCUCGGUGAUAUUGGCAGAAGCCCAAGAAUGCAAUAUCAUGCGGUGUCGUUUCUCAAGGAAGGGUUUACCGUUGAUAUCGUAGGAUAUCCUGGGUCGAUGCCAUUGAAGGAAUUAAAUCAAAGCUCUACGGUGAAGAUUUCCUAUUUACAGCCUUCCCCAAAUUUGCAAAAUGGCGUACCUCGUGUUAUUUCACUAGCCGUGAAGGUGCUAUGGCAAACCGGUACCUUAUUUCUAGCAUUAUUUCUAAGGCGACCGUCGACCCACUUGAUCUUACAAAAUCCUCCGGCAGUACCGACGAUCCCGGUGUGCUGGUUCUACUGUUUCGUGACUAGAACCCACUUUACGAUAGACUGGCAUAAUUAUGCACAUACGUUAAUGGCUAUAAAUCUAGGGAAAGACCAUCUUUUUGUAUUAUUAACUGAGCUGAUAGAAUCUAUUUUUGGGAAACUGUCGCAUAAUAACUUCUGUGUUACGAAGGCAAUGAAGGACGACUUGAGAAAAAGAUGGAACAUACAAGCGGAAGUAUUGUAUGAUCGACCACCGGAUGAAUUUCAUCCUAUAACUAUCGAGGAGAAACAUAAUUUAUUGCUUCGACUAAGCAAAACGUACAAUGCCUUUAAAGGGGACAGUGAAGAGUCAACGAUAUUAACAGAAUGUUCUCCGGAUGGUAAGAUUAGUUUACGGGCAAGAAGGCCUGGCUUCAUCGUGUCGAGUACCAGCUGGACAGAGGACGAAGAUUUUUCUAUACUGCUAAACGCUCUUGCCGAGUAUGAAGGUGUUUGUGAGAUGGGCGAAAUGAAUCUACCUGAUCUACUAUGCGUAAUAACAGGCAAAGGUCCUUUAAAGGAAUUCUACAUUGCUAUAAUAGAAUUGAAAAAGUGGAAGCACGUCAAAAUUGUAACCCCUUGGCUUGAAAACGAAGAUUACCCAAAAUUAUUAGCUUCUGCUGACUUAGGAAUCUGUCUUCAUACAUCGUCAAGCGGCUUGGAUCUACCAAUGAAAGUAGUCGACAUGUUUGGUUGCAAUCUUCCAGUUUGUGCUUUUGAUUUUAAAUGCUUGGGAGAACUUGUCAAACACAAUGAGAACGGUUUUGUUUUCGCAAAUGGUAAAGAACUGACCAAACAAUUGAAAACAUGGUUCAUUAAUUUCCCAAACAAUCCAGAGCAACAGAAAUUGGUAGAAAAAUUCAAACAGGAGUUGGAGCAGUUUCUACAACUUCGAUGGCAUGGUAAUUGGUCGCUAAAAGUUCUGCCUUGUUUUCCCUGCGAAUCCGCCGAAACACGAUUAAUCACGAUGUCGAGGACCCUCUUCAACGACCUCUUCAGGGUAGGCACGCUGUUCUUCCUCCUCGCGAUUCAGUGCGACCGUUUGCUUGCAGCUCAUCCGAAGACUCUGAACGAGAGGCCGAUCAUCGGGGUCCUGGCGCAGGAGAUCAGCUACAGCCUUAACCAGAAAUAUCCUGGGCAGUUUGAAAGCUACAUCGCGGCUUCCUACGUGAAAUUCCUGGAAGGAGCUGGAGCUAGAGUUGCUCCUAUCUGGAUCGGCAAGGACGAGGCUUAUUACGAGGAUAUUCUCGGCAAGGUGAACGGGGUUCUCUGGCCGGGUGGAUCCACUUUCUUCAACCAGAGCAGAGGAUACGCCGACGCGGGGGAGACUAUCUUCAAGAUCGCCAAGAGGAUGAACGAGAUGGGCGACUACUUCCCGAUUUGGGGCACCUGCUUGGGCUUUGAACUCUUGACCUACCUCGCGGCGAAUCGCGAGGAGCACAGAUCGGAUUGUUCGAGCCAGAGGCAGGCAUUGCCCCUCGAGUUCAAAUUCGGCUUCCAGAGUAGCAGGAUGUUCCGAGAUGCGCCAAAGGACGUCCUCGAGAUCCUGGAGGCUAAAAACGUCACCGGGAACUACCACAGAUAUUGCGUGACAGAGAAUGACCUGGCCAAGGUGAACCUCACCGGCGAGUUCCAAGUGAUGUCGGUGAACAAAGACUGGAACGGGUUGCUGUUCAUCUCCGCCUUGGAACACAGAACUCUGCCCUUCUAUGGGGUCCAGUUCCACCCUGAAAAGAACAUCUACGAGUGGGCCCUCGGCAAGAACAUUCCCCAUGGUGCUCACUCGACCAGGGUUAGCCAAUACUUCGCAGACUUCUUCGUGGGCGAAACCAGGAAGAAUGCCCACAGGUUUGCAGACCUUGAAGAGGAGCUGGCCAGCCUCAUUUAUAAUUAUCCUGCCACGUACACCGCCCUGAAGAAGUCCAGCUUUAUGCAGUGCUACAUGUUCCCGUCUCAAGCCACAAAAUUCCGGCAGAACGUUUAAUUAGUGAUAACGACCUGUGAUACGAAUUAUUUAAGAAAAAAAAUUCCGGUUCAUUCGUUGUUAGACGCUCGAAGAGUGGAGAUUGGAAUAAAACGAUUUUCGGAUGAUGUUAA
This is a messenger RNA of Orussus abietinus, 2833 nucleotides long. It is a transcript of the gene Alg1, whose product is annotated as chitobiosyldiphosphodolichol beta-mannosyltransferase. Gene Ontology annotation, molecular function: mannosyltransferase activity; omega peptidase activity. The coding region runs from base 303 to 2720 and encodes 805 amino acids. The record is from RefSeq and is a predicted model, not a curated record. NCBI's taxonomy places the organism in Eukaryota, Metazoa, Arthropoda, Insecta, Hymenoptera, Orussidae. The transcript is spliced from 14 exons. Gene Ontology annotation, cellular component: endoplasmic reticulum.